Molecule: messenger RNA, 813 nt
Organism: Corylus avellana
Lineage: Eukaryota; Viridiplantae; Streptophyta; Magnoliopsida; Fagales; Betulaceae
Gene: MYB40
Product: myb domain protein 40
Source: RefSeq, a predicted model, not a curated record
AUGGGAAGGCAGCCUUGUUGUGAUAAGAUUGGAUUGAAGAGAGGGCCAUGGACGAUUGAGGAAGAUCACAAGCUCAUGAACUUCAUCCUCAACAAUGGUAUCCAUUGCUGGCGAAUGGUUCCUAAGCUCGCAGGUUUGCUAAGAUGUGGGAAAAGCUGCAGAUUAAGAUGGAUUAAUUAUCUAAGACCAGAUCUUAAGAGAGGAGGUUUUACAGAAAUAGAAGAGAAUGAAAUUAUGCAGCUUCAUUCACGUCUUGGCAACAGGUGGUCUAAGAUUGCUGCACAUUUUCCUGGUCGCACCGACAAUGAAAUCAAGAACCACUGGAAUACGAGAAUCAAGAAGAGAUUAAAGGUCCUUGGCUUAGACCCUGUGACUCACAAGCCCUUUGAGCAAAAAGGAAGUAAUGUUGAUAAUGAUGAGACAACAGUGGAGUCAAAUUCAUCAAAAGGACAAGAGGAAAGCGUGGAGUUUAAGUCCUCCAUGGACAAUCAUGCCAGGAGAGAUUCUCUAGGAACAGAGGAGAAAGGGGAUGAAGUGGAAUUAAUUACCAUGGAUGAAACAAAUGAUCUUUUAAACAAUUAUGAUGGCUGGUGGGGAAGCUUGGACUUGGGGUACUCAUGGAUGAACCAAGAAGCCAACACGAUUAAUACUUCCUACAGUUCUUCAUUUUCCUUGGAAAACUCUAGCAACCCUUCUAUGGGUGAAUCCCCCUCUCUUCAAGAAGAUUCUAUACAACAAUGGGCUGGAAGUGUGGAUUCCAUGCUCUCAUGGGAUGGCUUCAAUCAUCUGGAACAAGACCUUUUUUUCUUGUAA